GUGGUGAUGUAUGACAGUGACUCUGCCCAAAAGAAGAGAAAAAAAGGUAAAAGAAGAAGAAAGAAGAUAUUAACAGUACUUUUGUAUCCAAUAAUCUAUUAUAAGCUUCAUUGAAAACAGUGGUUUCAUCUCUCCUCCGCUGUGUACCAAUGAGAAACCCAUCACACCCUCCAAACCGUCGGCCUUUUCUCUCUGUUCUCAGUCCCUUUUCCUUUGCUCUUCUCCGGCCUUGAUUCCCCCACCAGCCCAAGUAUUUGCACCAAACCUUCAUCUUCUCCGCUGUUGUUCCUCAUGGCAGCACCUGAAGAAGCUCCUGAACCACUGAAAUACCAGACUCUGGCCUUGAAGGUCUCCAUCCACUGUGAAGGCUGCAAAAGGGAGGUGAAGAGAGUCCUCCAGCACAUAGAUGGGGUUUACAAGAUUAGCGUCGACUCCCAGCAGCACAAGGUUGUGGUAACUGGCAACGUCACGGCCGAGAGCCUUAUAAGGAAGCUCACAAAGUCGGGGAAGCAUGCUGAGCUCUGGCCGAAGCAGAAGCCGAUCGAGAACGCUGGUGGAGGUGGCGGUGGCGGGAAGAAGAAAAAGAACAAGAACAAGAAUGACGGCAAACCAAAUGAGCCACCGGAAAACACUGAAAACAACGUGACCUACUCAGGCGACGACAGCUCUGCCGAAUCGUCGGACAAGCCCGACAGCGAAGCCCCUCCGUUGCCGGAGAAACAGAGUGGGACAGAGAAGGCUGUCACCGAUGCAGGUUGUGGUAAGAAGAAGGGGAAGAAGGGUCGCAAGGAACACGACAGCAGCAGUGGAGGCAGUGGCAAGCCUGGUGGAGCUGAUCCCGAAGUGGCUUCGCAAGAGGCCGGCCAGAAAGCGGCAGGCGGCAGUAGCCUUGCGAUCCCACCGGCAAUCGACGCAGUGAGCUACAGCUCGGUGCAUCCGAUGCCGAUUCUGAUGCAGCAGCAGAGCAACUGCAUCUACUCCACGGCGCCUCCAAGCUCAUACUACUUCAGCGAAGAGAACGCCAACGCUUGCUGCCUCAUGUGAUGAGGGCAAUCUCUCCUUUUGGU
This is a messenger RNA of Musa acuminata AAA Group (dessert banana), 1067 nucleotides long. Its product is annotated as heavy metal-associated isoprenylated plant protein 36-like. The coding region runs from base 292 to 1044 and encodes 250 amino acids. The transcript is spliced from 3 exons. NCBI's taxonomy places the organism in Eukaryota, Viridiplantae, Streptophyta, Magnoliopsida, Zingiberales, Musaceae. The record is from RefSeq and is a predicted model, not a curated record. Gene Ontology annotation, molecular function: metal ion binding.